Didymosphaeria variabile is the source of this 1056-nucleotide messenger RNA. RefSeq lists its product as uncharacterized. Bases 1 to 1056 code for a protein of 351 amino acids. The record is from RefSeq and is a predicted model, not a curated record. The transcript has a single exon. NCBI's taxonomy places the organism in Eukaryota, Fungi, Ascomycota, Dothideomycetes, Pleosporales, Didymosphaeriaceae.
AUGUCGAGCGUCCCACGAUCAUCGGAAGCGCCUCAAACGCAACGACUCCCCUUUCGCUUGCUCGACCUCCCUAGAGACAUCCGCCUCAAUAUUUAUGACGAGCUCUUCCAGGCAACGGCACGCUAUCUCCUGCAAAGUAACACGAGGAAAUCUCGCGCGAAGAACUCAUCAUUCGACUCAAUAUGGUGUCUGGACUACGACUUCGAGACGCAUGGCGGCCUUCUCUGUGCGUCUAAGUUUUUCAGUCAAGAGGUAGACGCGCAUCUGCGAGUUUGGCGCAGGACCCUUGCUUUCGUUCUCUACGUUGGCACAGAUAUACAGAGCUGGGAUACAUAUACAAGACUCAAGGAUGUGCUCAUGGUGCUCGGCGACGUUGAUCAAGAGCUUCGCGGCGAGAGAGUGACCGCAGCCUUGCGAGCUGGAGCCCGCCACGAAGAUCUCAUAGCGACAGUGAACAGGAGAGUCACCGUGCGGAUGGCAGACAGAAUUCUCCCCAAUCUUUCGUUGAAAGUACGCCGCAAGUAUGUGAAGGAGCUCCUUGAUGUGUACCUAAGCCGCGCUCCUGUACAGCAUCGCACCGGAAUCUCUCAUCUCCUAGCUUCUACGCUUCGCCUUCCUAAGCUGUUGAGCACAUCUUUCAGCGGUUUGAGUGCUCUCAGGAGUGCAAGCAACUGCCUCGCACCCUCGGUCAUUGAAGGCUGCAUCGUUGGUCCUCCUUGCGUCGACCUUCAGUUCCUCUUCGCAAUCGGAAAGGUCGACCAUGCAGUGAAGCAUCUCUUUGAAAUUGGGGUUUCCGGUCCACCAGGUUACCCUCCCCGAACACUGCUGGCAGCUGUCGAAAAGCUUGUGGAAGAUGGCAUGAACAUCAGAUUGGCUUGUGUGGGAAGAAACGCGAACCACGUCGAUGAAAUUCUCGGCCACGAACCGCUCCAAGGCUAUAAAUUGCUGUGUAUUCAGGUCUUCCCGACACCCAAUGGUCGUGGUGUAAAUGUCCAAGUGGUGACAGCUUCAUCGAUGACUGUAGCUAUGAUAGAAUCCUGGCACAACAAUGAAUGA